Lactuca sativa (garden lettuce) is the source of this 1005-nucleotide messenger RNA. RefSeq lists its product as uncharacterized. Lineage: Eukaryota; Viridiplantae; Streptophyta; Magnoliopsida; Asterales; Asteraceae. The record is from RefSeq and is a predicted model, not a curated record. Gene Ontology annotation, molecular function: protein binding.
CUUAGGCUUGAAGAAGCAAACAAUCUUCAUUCUUCAAAACAUUUUAACCGAUUCGAAAAUGGUGGGACCUUCUCUCAAUGCUCCGAAGCCUCCGACCACAGCCGCAACAAUCAAAUUCCUGUGUAGUUAUGGCGGGAGGAUUCUUCCUCGGUAUCCUGAUGGCAAGCUUCGGUAUCACGGUGGCCAGACACGUGUACUCGCCGUUGCUCGCUCCAUCUCGUUCUCUGAAUUGAUGGCGAAACUUGGUGAAUUGUGCGGGAAGACGGCGAGUUUGAAGUGUCAAUUGCCGACGGAGGAUUUAGAUGCCCUUGUUACCAUUACAUCUGAUGAAGAUCUUGUGAAUCUCGUUGAGGAAUAUGAUCGAGCAGCUUGUCUACAAUCAUCAACUCUCAAAAUCAGAGCGUUUCUAUGUUUUCCAAAGAAAUGCUCUCCGACUCCUUCCACCGCCUCUGCCUCUGGAUCUGGAUCUAGUUCUUCCACAGGCACACCUACGCUUGAGGCGGCGUCACCGCAACCUCCUUCUCCAUCCUCUUUUUAUCCGGCUUCGAGGUUUCCUGUUAGCGCCACAAAUGCGUGCAUCCAUACAGCACCGUUGAAACCACCUGUAAAACUUCCAUUCUGCUACAACAAAUCUGCCGGAAAGCUUCCUUGUAAUCAGUAUAGAAAUUCCAACCGGUUUUCUCUCGUUCAUAAUGGAAACCAUUGGCAAUAACAGUUUAAGAUCCGGAAAGAGAAAAACUUUGGUAUCGUGAAGUUCAUAUAAACAACCAAAAUCAAUACAUCUAAUAGAGUAUGAAACGAUAAUAUAACGGAGAAAAUCGAAAAACAAGGAAAUGAUGGUGAGAGAUAUCGGAUAUGUGAUGUAUGAUUGGGACUGUAAAUAAUAUUAAGAUCCGGAUCGGUAUUUUCUAAGAUCCUGGAAUUCCAGAAUUGAAAAAAAAAAAAAAAUCUUAAGUUUGGAUCCAAAAUUUCCUUUUGGUGAAUGCAUCGUCAGUUUUUAUCUUA